This is a messenger RNA of Penicillium verrucosum, 831 nucleotides long. RefSeq lists its product as uncharacterized. Lineage: Eukaryota; Fungi; Ascomycota; Eurotiomycetes; Eurotiales; Aspergillaceae. The record is from RefSeq and is a predicted model, not a curated record. The transcript has a single exon. Bases 1 to 831 code for a protein of 276 amino acids.
AUGCUCAAGCAUACCCGGAUCCAUUUGUAUCGGAACAUCCUUCAGCUCAAAGAGGCAAUCCUCCGCGAGACCUGCGUGGUUUGCGGCGAAUCGUCUGUUCACCUCUACCUUCCCACCAUGGAGCGUAUCUGCCACCCAUGCGUGCACGACAACCACGCAUACUGGUAUCUCCCCGUUGAACUGGCAGCUAUCAUCUUUGGUCUCGACAUACCCGAUCUCAUUCACCCCCAAACUUUGUUUCUUCCACAGCUGAGUAAGAUUGACUUUUACUACACGGACCUUGGAGCCUGGGUUGUGCCUAUCAAGCUGGCGCUGACCGAAGCCCUGGAGAAGUAUGGUAACUGUGAGGGCAUCAAGCGAGCUUCGGAGGGUAAAUCGCCACUUGCUGUAGUCGAAACGUUCGCGAACCCCGAUGACGUGGAAUUCGAGGUUGAAACCCAGCAUGACAUCUAUCGCGCCACCAAGCUCGACUCGCCGACCCCUGUCCGAAUGCGUUUGCUCGUGUCGUUGGGAAACUGCCACCGAACCGCUUACCACCAUGAAGUCUCCUGCCUAGUCCCCGUAAUCAACCGGGACAACACGCGCCAAACCCAUUACUCCUGCCGUGGGUGCACUGCCAUGCACACGUACAACAAGGGUGAACGAAUCUCCGACAUCAAUAUGCGGCUGAUGCGAUUUGAUCCCGCCCUCGUCAAAUAUGAACGCUCGUUUGAAAUCUUCCGUCGCGCCUUUCGUGUGUGGACUGAGGCGGAUUUGAUUAAGCAUAUUCGAGCCGAAUGCAUUGCGGGUUGGAUCUUGAUGUAUUUUGAGGGUCAGAAAAUGUGGCCCUGA